UGGUGUGUGCAUUAAGGGAAGCAGUUACAAUGACUUUGAGAGUGACUAUUAUGGGAUGUUGGUUGACAUUAUCGAGUUAGACUAUUUUGGGAUUGGUAAUAAAGUAGUGUUAUUCAAAUGUGACUGGUAUGACAGAGAUAAGGGUAUGAAAGUGCAUCCUCAACAUGGCCUCGUUGAGAUCAAUUACAAACUAAGACUUCCAACCAAUGAUCCGUUUGUAUUAGCUCAACAAGCACAUCAGGUGUUCUAUACUGGUUACCCAGGUAAGAAGAAGAAUCGAAGAUUGUGGUGGGCAGUAAUUAAGACAAAAGCUAGAGGUAGGUUCCUUCCUAGUGGGACAGAAGAAAAUUUUUCUGAUUUUUAUCAAGAAGAAAACUACAGGAUUCCUACCCCAAUCUCGAUGACAGAUGAGCUUGAUGACCCAGACAUUUUGGUUGGUGUUAAUAGAGAUGCAGAAGAUAUUGAUGCAGCAGAAAUUGAGUUGACAACUAACCAAAUGGAAGAGGAUCUUGAGGAUGAAGAAGAAGAUUUUGAAGAUGAACAAACUGAGGAAGAGGAGCAUGAGGCUGAGGAAGAUUAAAAUACAACAUGCAUAUUUAUGAAUGCUAAUAUAACUAAUUUUAGACUUAUAAAUUAUAGUUGUGCAGACAUGAGAAAGAGCAAAGGGAAAGCAACAGGUCCACUGAUUGUUCUUUACUUUGAUUGAAUUUGUUGACAUUUACAUUGUGAAAUAACUAUAACUUUUUAUUGUUGUGCAGUUAUGGCCAAGAAAAAAGGGAAAGCAAUAGGUAAUGGAAAAGCAGCUUUAAUACUGGCUGCUACUCAAGUUCCUCCUCAACCUCCUAGGUUGUCUGAGCGUGUCGAGGAAUGUCAUGAUGAUGAUGAUUACAUUCCUGAUGGGGACAUGAUUGAAGAGUUGGAUGCAAAUGAAGAAAUAAAUGAUGAAGAAAUGAAUGGUGCAGUGCAAAAUCAUGAGGAUACAAUGAAUGAGGAUCAGAUGAAUGAUGAACUUGGAAUUGAUCCAAGACAGAGCAAUGGCCCAGAACCAACCCUUAAAGCCCCUGUUGAUGCAAAUGGAAAAGUGAUUGUUAGGUGCAAAAGAGGAAUGUUUCUUGAUUAUGAGGUCAGUCACAAAGCUGUUGCUAUCAUGCGCCAAUUUUUUAAUGGUCCGUGGUUGUCAUGGAGGGAGGUCCCUACACAUGCUAAAGUUGGAAUGUGGAACAAAUUUGAGGAGAUACACACAAUUCUUCCAGGACAAUUGCAUCAUGUGCAUGAAGUUUAGAACAAGCAUUGUCAGCGACGAUUGACAACCUCAUUAGGGAAGGUCAGAAGCCAAAAGCUUCUGGAAGCAAAAGGAGAUUUAAACAAAGCCCGUGAUAAACCCCCUAAUUGGAUCUCUAGAGAAAAUUGGAAUAAGCUAAUUGAUAUUUGGAUCUCCCCAAAAUGGAAGAAGAAAUCAGAAGCCAACAAAAAUAAUAGAAACACUAUGAAGAACGGUAGCAUCUCUAAACACUGUGGAGGAUCAAUCACAUUUGUCAAUCAUGACGAACGAUUGAAAUUAAAGUUAGGCAGGGAGCCAACAAUAGUUGAAUCUUUUAAUCGGACGCAUAAGACAAAGCAAGGCAUGGGAGGAUAUGUAGAUAAGAGAAGUGAAGCUGUCAUGGCAAAGUAUUCAGCUGAAUACUCCAAAAAAUAUGGUGAUGCCUCCACCUCAGAUGCUCCUCCACGUGAUUAUGACUUGUGGUUUGAGGCAACUGGUGUCCCAACUCAUGGCCAUGUCUAUGGCAUUAGUCCCCUAGAGGAUCUCACUGGAAUUAUUGGGCAAUCAUCAUCUGCUUUCACCUCUACAAGUCAAGCUCCAGAGCUGUACACUCAUGAAGACCUUCUACGUAUUCUUGAGCAGGAAAAGAAAAAAUGGCAAGAGGAGGUUCUUCAAAAGAUGAGAGAAGAGAUUGGCUUUGGACCAAGACAUGCAGAUCGGGGGAGUAAUGGUGAUUCUGGUUCUGCUGAUCAUGCUUCAUUAUAAUUGUUUUUGCCUUAGAUGAUAGGUCUUUGCAUUC
Molecule: messenger RNA, 2060 nt
Organism: Phoenix dactylifera (date palm)
Lineage: Eukaryota; Viridiplantae; Streptophyta; Magnoliopsida; Arecales; Arecaceae
Source: RefSeq, a predicted model, not a curated record